GCCUUGUAGAUGAUGGUGUUUCGAGGAAAGCAUAAUCUUUGAACAUUGAAGUCUAGGUCUAGUUUUAGAAACCAGCGAUCAAUAUGUCGGUGUAUUUAUUGCCAAAUCAAGGCAAAAGAAAAUCAGGCACAUCGUCGAGUAGUUCAACAGACGGAACUCUAUUGAUAAGACGACAUGAAAGCCAAGAUCGGCGUCAACAAUCGCCUUCACAUUCAAAUACAAAUAGGCCGAAUGACACAGACUCACCACACUCACCCAAUAUAACGACUAAUACCAAUAGUUUUACGCCUGCUAAUGUUAAUCAAACUCCAAGCCCUGGAAAAGAUCUUAAGCUUGCUGAUACAUUUCGCAACCUCAUGGUUACUUUAGAAAAAAGCAAUGCUAUUAUGCAAUCCUGUGCUAAUGCCGUAAUCAACUUGAAUGAAAAAGUUACACCAGAGAAAGAAGUAAAACAAUUCCUAGGUUCUCGAAAAGAAAAGGUGACUGUGGAAAUCAAAUGUGCCUUUUUAAAGAUAAUUGACAUCGAAACUUUGGAUCAGAUUUUUGAAGCCGAGGUUUUUGUCCAGGCGAAAUGGCAAGAACCAGCCUUGGCAGAAUUAGCAGCUAAAAAUGACAUAGACAAUUAUGACCCUUCCAACUACUGGAUACCACGGAUGACAGUUUUAAACACAGAUGGAGAAUUAGAAUGGAAUCGACGAAGUUUUACUGUUCAUUUUAAAGAAGAAGGAUACGAAUAUCCAGUAGUAUUGUUAUUGUGGAGAUUUAAGGGCAAAUUUCGAGAAAAUUUAGAGUUGGAACAUUUCCCUUUUGACGUUCAGGAUUUAACAAUUCAGUUAUCAACAGAAAGGUCGGCCGAUGAAGUUGUUUUAAUCGAGGAUCAACAUGUUCUUUGUACAGUGAAUACAAGAGCCUUCCAAGAUGCUCAAGAAUGGAGCAUUUAUCAACAUGUUGAAACAUUCCGUGAUCAAACAACCCAAGAAUAUGUUAGUUCCACUAUUCAUCCCAUUUUAUUUGUCCAAUGCCGAGUCAAGAGAAAAAUUGGGUAUUUUAUGUGGAACAUUAUCUUUAUCGUGUUGCUGAUUUUGGCUCUGACUUUUUCCACGUUACCUAUUGAUCCCUUUAAUGCCGACAGAAUGUCAGUGACGAUUACAUUAUUUCUUACGGCAGUGGCCUUUAAAUUGGUAGUGAAACAGAGUUUACCAACGAUAUCUUAUCUAACCUAUCUGGAUAUUUAUGUGUUAGCCACCUUGGUAUUCCUGGGGCUACAGAUUGCUGAGAAUUCAGUCAUGGCUGGUCUGUGUAGGAUAAUGAGUAGAGACGAAGUUUUUGUAUGGGAUGUCUACGCUGUAACGUCUUUAGCUAUCAUUCUACUCUUCUUCCAUCUCCUGUUUGUGAUACAUAUCUAUCUUACGGCUUACAGAAGAAGAAGGUUGAUGAAACAAAAGGACAGGUUAUAUCAGGCUAAAAAGCGUCAUUUAGAGAAAUACGGAGUCAUGAUGAAAGCUGAUCAAGCUUCGGCCUUGGCCAUUAAAAUGAAUCAACUUCCACACAAGUGAAUUAAAUAUUUUUAAGUAGAAGAAUUUGCGUGGGUUGUUUAAGUAACAGCAUCAGAAAAAGUUAAAAUUAAUUCUUCCUGAACAAAAGACGUAAAAAGGGACGACGAACAGGUAUUAGGAAAUCCGAACAAUUAUAUACGCCUACUUAACACUGAUGUUUUAGUUUAUUUCUAUAUAACGACACGUGUUUUUGUAACUUUGAUUCGCUUAAUAUGUUAUUCCUUUAAUCCAUUGUUAUUACUUUUUAAAGAAUACAUCUCAGAUAAAUCUUGUGAAGAUUCCAAAGGGUCUAUUCCACCAUUCGCAAUUAUUUAAAUUAAAAAACACUUUAAUACAACAAAUAAAAAGAUACCACAUGCCAUCAAAUUUUCGACGGUUUGCUUAUGUUACUUUGCUGAGUUAUUUUCAUAUUUCAUUAUAUAACUAGCGGUUUCCAUGAACAAAAAUCCUUAAUUGAUUGUUUUUUAUAAAUAUGAGAUGAACUUAGAUAGAUGCGUAUCUUUGCAGUAUUUAUUUUUAUCCUUUCUAGCAUUAACGUGAAAUGAAACAUGACUUUCGGAGCAUGUGUUAAAACCAUCAAAUACGCAUGUUUCUUUUUUUAAUGAUACUUGUAACACAUGUGAAUAUCAAAUCUGUCUGAAUAUUCCAGUUGAUGACAAUAUCAUUUAUUGAAAUUGACAAGUUCGCAAUUUUCGAGGGUUGAUUUAGGUUUUGAAUAUAUAUAGUCUUUAGAAUUACUAGAAGUGUACACAGAUAGUCUAAUUCCUUCAGACUUCAAAACAAGGUAUUCAUUUUCUGUUCAAUAUGUAUGUCUUUACUAUAUAUGAAAGCUCAAAUUUUAACGCUAAGCUGUUAACCCUAUUACUGAUUAGUUCAGGUUAAAAAUUCCUUUUCUGAAACUUAGGUACGAUUGGUCAAACGGAUGGCGAACCUGUCCCGUUUCUAAGAUUCAUAACGAAUACAUUUUCCUUUAGAAUGACACUUUUAGCUUCCGCGUCAAAUCCCUAUGGCUUUGUUUAUUAUAUUUCUGUGAUAUUGUUGAAUAUGAAACUCUUUUGCUGUUUUAUCUUUCCUGCUUAUUGCAUUAUUUAUGUACGUUUUCUUUAAUGUUGCCAACGCUUUUGUUUUUUCUGAAAAGAAUUAAAAAAUCUACAAAAAUUUAAAUGUUUUCCUUCCAGAAGUAAUCUUAAAAGGGAUAUUGCGAGUUUAAAUGUGGAUCAUAUAUUGACGUCACCAAUUUACGUCGGUCCAUCUCUAGAAUUAACAAUUUUUGACGGAUUUUAAGGACUUGGUGAAAUUAACGUAGGAUUAACCCUAUCUACAAUCAUCAUAUAUUGAUAUGAAUUAUUGUUCUGGAAAAAAUCUUUUUGCUGGAUUUUAAGGAAACUUGGUGAAAUUAUUCACUAUCAGCCAUGGAUUGCCACCAAAGAAAAGAGAUUGGCGCCUUACUUACAUAAAUAAAUAAAUAAUACAU
Molecule: messenger RNA, 3030 nt
Organism: Lottia gigantea (owl limpet)
Lineage: Eukaryota; Metazoa; Mollusca; Gastropoda; Lottiidae
Exons: 8
Coding region: 84-1556 (490 amino acids)
Biological process (GO): nervous system process; signal transduction; regulation of membrane potential
Cellular component (GO): synapse; membrane; neuron projection
Molecular function (GO): transmembrane signaling receptor activity; extracellular ligand-gated monoatomic ion channel activity; neurotransmitter receptor activity
Source: RefSeq, a predicted model, not a curated record